This is a messenger RNA of Temnothorax curvispinosus, 1480 nucleotides long. RefSeq names its product troponin C (gene TpnC25D). The transcript is spliced from 6 exons. The record is from RefSeq and is a predicted model, not a curated record. NCBI's taxonomy places the organism in Eukaryota, Metazoa, Arthropoda, Insecta, Hymenoptera, Formicidae. Gene Ontology annotation, molecular function: enzyme regulator activity; calcium ion binding. Bases 460 to 1383 code for a protein of 307 amino acids.
GGUCGCAGUACUCGUCGCCAUACUCGCCAUUGGUGCCCAUGUGGAACUGUAUAUAGAGGGCUCUAAUGAUACCCCUCUGGGUGGAUGAUGCGAGUGUACGUGACUGAGGUGAGCAGAUGAUCUGAUGCCUCUGAUGGUCAUCUGCUGUCAUCGUCUGCUCCUGCUGCUAGCGAUCACGAUUUGGGGUCAAUUGGGUCCAGAUUGCGGUCUAGAUGACGGGCCUGACGCACCACACUGACCACACCACGUUGACGACGUCUCUGCUCCCGAGGCUCCCGUUCAGUUAAGAGCGAUAAAAUCGCUGCAGAGUGCAGAGCGACGACGCGGACGCGAGAUCGGCGAGAUCGGCGAGAUUCGACAUUCGACACCGGCAAUUCGGAUGGAAAAUUCGGUCGGCCAUUCUCGAUUAGACGAGCGUGAAUUAUUUAGAGAGACGACGUUCGCGACGAGACGGUGAUCAUGGUGAGCGCGAGCAGCGUCGUGGCGCAUCUCGUGAAAUUGCUGGUGACUGCGGUAUGCAUGAGACACCUCGCCGAGCCCUACCGGGCGAAGGCCCUGCCGCGUACGUGGUCCUUGCGUGCCUUUCGAAUCCUCUUCAUGCAUUCGAUCCUGGGGAUCUUCAGAUUCGGAGUUCCAUUUACUUCGUCAUCGACACCUACAGCAAGAUGCUUCCGAAGUUUUUACGAUUGGUUUUCCAAUGUCAUUGAAAUUGUUCCUUUGGCAUUGCUGACAUCCGGUAUAUUGAGUGCAUAUCAGAUAGACGAAAGGAUUCGUAUGCUGCUAUUGUUUCUUGGUACAGUACCGAUAUUUUUUCCACUAGCAAUAAAACAGAAGGAAAGCCAAAUCAGGAAACUGCGUUUUUUUACCAAUAUUACUGUCGUGCUGCAAAUACUGGCGAUAAUGAUACUCGGCUUGAAAAACGGCAAUUAUAAUGAGGACGAUGAUCAAAAAGUGGCUGUGAUGCGUAAGGCGUUCCAAAUGUUCGACACAACGAAAAGUGGUUUCAUCGAGACUAUGAAAAUCUCAACGAUACUAAAUACAAUGGGACAACUAUUUGACGAUGGCGAAUUAAAAACCGUGAUCGAGGAAAAUGAUCCCGAAGGUGUCGGCAAAGUGAAUUUUGACGGUUUUUGCAAGAUCGCCGGGCGGUUUCUCGAAGAGGAGGAUGCGGAGGCGAUGCAGGAGGAACUGAAGGAAGCGUUUCGAUUAUACGAUCGCGAAGGUAACGGAUACAUUACCACGGCUACGUUGAAAGAGAUUUUAGCGGCGCUCGACGAUAAACUUACUAGUUCCGAUCUCGAUGGAAUAAUCGCGGAGAUUGACACGGAUGGUUCCGGUACGGUAGAUUUUGACGAAUUUAUGGAAAUGAUGACUGGAGAAUGAUUGUACAUGAAAACGAUGACGGCUUUACAUCGCUCGAAGAGGAUCGCUAAGAAGACAAUAAACUAAUUUCUUAAUAAAAUAAUAUUUGUGCAAAAGA